AUGCAACCUUUGGAUAAAUCAGAGUAUACAAAAAUACCAGAUGUUUUAGUGGAUGACGAUGAUUUGAUAAAAGCUGGUAAUGAUACAUCGUCUGAUACAAGUAACCCAUAUUUAAGACCUUCCGUUGAAUUGAACGGUAGAAUAUCAUAUUUACAAGACUUGGAAGAUCUACCACAGGGUCGACAUUUAGGCUUGUUUUCAACAGUUAUUUUAUUUGUUAGUCGUAUAUUAGGCAGUGGGAUAUUCAGUAUCACUAGUGGGAUAUAUCAAGAUUGUGGUCAAUCAGUAGCACUAUUUUUUGCGGCAUGGGUCAUUGCCGCAAUAGCAUCCUUUGGUGGACUUUACGUGUUUUUGGAAAUGGGGUCGUUGGUUCCCAGAAGUGGUGGUGCCAAAGUGUUUCUUGAAUUUAUAUACCCUCGACCAAAACUAUUAGCCACAGUAGCAUUUCUGGUUUACUCAGUUAUGUUUGGGUUCACCAUAUCCAAUGUGUUAGUGUUUGGUGAAUAUUUGAUACAUGCAUUAGGCUUGGAACCAUCUGAUUUCAAAACAAGAUUCACUGGAUUGAUCUUUUUAUAUUUUGCCGCAAUUCUCCAUGGUGUUAGUGUGAGCCAUGGGGUGCGAAUCCAGAAUGUGUUGGGUGGUUUGAAAUUAGUUUUAGUGGUUGUCAUUGUGGUUGCUGGAAUUUAUGUGACAGCAUUUCCUCAGUCAAUCACUGGAAUUGAAAAUCAACUUGAAUGGGAUAGAGUUUUCGAAGUCAGAUCAAGCGCUAGUGUACUGACUUUUGCAUCAGCAAUAAUUAAAGCAUCAUUUGCGUUUUCUGGUUGGAACUCAGUUCAUACUGUUGCCAAUGAAAUUAAAGAUCCAGUGCGUACACUAAAGAUCGCUGGUCCAGUAUCAUUGACCAUUAUGGCAGUCACAUAUUUUAUUGCUAAUUUGGCAUAUUUAAUAGUGAUACCAAGCGAUGAACUUGCUAAUGGGAGUACCCUUGCAGGAUCAAUAUUGUUUACCAAAAUUUUUGGGCAAUUUUUAGGGAAGAAAUUGUUGACACUAGCUGUAUCAUUGUCUGCAGGUGGGAAUAUUUUUGUCGUUAUUUACACUAUUUCUCGAGUCGAUCAAGAAGUGUUUCGUGAAGGUUAUUUGCCAUUUUCAAGAUUCAUGUCAUCCAAUUGGCCCUAUGGUGCACCUUUGAGGACUUUGUUAUUAAGUGUGGCCAUAACCACCACAGUCAUUGUGUUAUUCCCAGGAGGCGAUAUCUAUAGCUACAUGGUAUCCUUGGAAGGUUAUCCACAACAGUUGGCUAUUGCAUUAAUAGCAAUUGGAAUAUUUAUAAUUCGCAAACGGUACCCAGAAUUACAUUCACCUAUUAAAGCAGGUGUUGUUGGCACAAUAGCUGUUUUCCUUAUCAGUUUAUACUUGUUAAUUGGUCCAUUUGUGUCUAGUAAGAGUCCUAAUCCAAAAGGGUUAGAGAACUGGCCAAAUUAUGGGGUAGUUGCAAUAAUCUGUAUUCUUGCUUGUAUAGGAUUCUGGUACAUCAAAUUUAGGUUAUUACCAUGGCUAGGGGGUUAUGAAUUAGUGUCUGAGGAGGUACAGUUGAGUGAUGGCUUACCUGUAAAGAAAUGGAAAAAGUUGCAUAGUUAUAAUACUUUAUAG
Molecule: messenger RNA, 1650 nt
Organism: Candida albicans SC5314
Lineage: Eukaryota; Fungi; Ascomycota; Pichiomycetes; Serinales; Debaryomycetaceae
Exons: 1
Coding region: 1-1650 (549 amino acids)
Biological process (GO): amino acid transmembrane transport
Cellular component (GO): membrane
Molecular function (GO): L-amino acid transmembrane transporter activity
Source: RefSeq, a predicted model, not a curated record